GGACAAAACUGGUUACUGCGGCAACACGCGGCGUGUGGCCCUUUUGCUCCGCGCCUCCAUCCUCCAUCCCGUCUGUGUGCCCUCUUCCUCUACUUAAACCUCGACCGUCACGACCACCUGUGCACGACUUUUCUCCGUCUGUACGGCGUACAUCGACAUUCCGGCUGAGCCGCAGUACUUAAAUUCUCGCACCCUCCUACGAUCUUUCUUUUCCGUUACACACUAUCCCGCGCGCUCUCUCACUCGCUCCUCGACGACACAUAGACAAGAUGCAGCUCCCAUUAUCCCUCAUUCUUCUCUCAGCAUCCCUUCUGCAUGCUCCGGAGACCGUUUCUGCAAGCAUCCUGAAGAGGGCGCACGAGACCGCUCUCCGCCACAGCAAGGGACUCGCUCGGGAUCUCCGGAUAGCCCUCAAGGGCAUCGGUGAACCCUCCGGCGCACUCCUAGUACCUCGGGACGUGACCCCUGAUAUUGACGCAGUUGUUCAGAAAGUUUUCUGCGUCUCUGGGGGUAAGAGCCUCGGCGGAGGGACUUCGAGCAACGGAACGAGUUCAGGGAGUAAGGGAUCAAGCUCUGCUAAUCCCUCCGCUACUAUCGGCGUACCUCCGCCCAAAGCGACUCCCUCGGCAUCUUCGAAUUGGAAUUUGGUUCAUUCCUGGCAAGGAAAGAACUUCUUUGAUGGGUGGGACUUCUGGGAUACGGCGGAUCCUACGCAUGGCAUCGUCAAUUACCUCAGCCAGAGUGACGCCAUGAGCCAAGGGUUGGCUUCAAUCUCUUCCAGCGGUACCGCCCUGAUGAAAGUCGACACCACGAAUAACCUCAGCGCCACCGCGAACCGCGCAUCCGUGCGCAUAACGACCCAGGCAUCGUGGACGCUCGGCCUCGUCCUCAUGGACGCGGUGCACAUGCCCACCGGGUGCGGGACAUGGCCGGCGUUCUGGAGCAACGGCCCGAACUGGCCCGCUGGCGGCGAGAUCGACGUCGUCGAGGGUGUGAACGAUUACACAAACAACCAGGCGACGAUACACACCAACCCGGGCUGCUCGAUACCGUCGUUGACGACGGUUCCGGCCAAUACGCCGGCGACCAAUGCCACUAGCCAAGGCCCGAGCUUGGAUAUUACCGGGACGCUCGUGGCGACGACGAAUUGUGCCGCCGCAGAGACAAACAACGCUGGGUGUGGCAUCCGGUCCAAUGAUGCUACCUCUUACGGAUCGGGAUUCAAUAAGGUCAAUGGAGGUGUCUAUGCCAUGCAUUGGACCACUGAAUCGAUCUCAGUCUACUUUUUCCCUCGUUCGUCUAUCCCAUCCGACAUCGCUGCCGGUAACCCGGACCCCACGUCUUCCGCGUGGGGCACGCCCAUGGCGCUCUGGCCGGCGACUUCCUGCAACAUGACCACCUUCUUCUACGACCACACCGCCAUCUUUGACACGACGCUGUGCGGGGACUGGGCGAGCGGCGUGUGGAACACCGCCGGGAUCCCCGGGCAGGAGCAGAGCUGCGCGCAGAGGACUGGGUACGCGACUUGUGAGCAGUUUGUGAGGGCGGAGGGGAGCGCGUUUGAGGAUGCUUACUGGGAAGUAAACUACGUCAAGGUCUACCAGGAGAAGAACCAAUCUUCUUCGUAAGCAUCCAGCACUCCCUUCUCUCGACCUCAUCUGCAAGUCAAUACCCUCUCAACUCAAGCAAUACUCAUCCUCCUGCACGUACUUAUUCCUCUCACGCUCCACUUUACGACCCGCGACGACCUGUAUAUUCAUAUCCCUCGUCGGGCGCUUUCCCCCCACACGGACACGCAUAGAUUGUAGGAUCUGGUUCGCUGCUGUAUCUAUUCUACAUCGGUCAAUUGUAUCAUGUCCCCUUGGGAAGUUCUUGUAUGUCAUGGACUCAUGGUAGCGGGUUGAGGGGUAUUUGGGUGAACUGUUUGAUAGAAUAUGGGGUAUUUAUAGAGCUAGUAUAGAGCACUAUUUGUCGAGGAGUCUUGCAUAUACCAUUAAGUGUACGGA
Molecule: messenger RNA, 2006 nt
Organism: Gloeophyllum trabeum ATCC 11539
Lineage: Eukaryota; Fungi; Basidiomycota; Agaricomycetes; Gloeophyllales; Gloeophyllaceae
Exons: 4
Coding region: 270-1628 (452 amino acids)
Biological process (GO): glucan catabolic process
Molecular function (GO): hydrolase activity, hydrolyzing O-glycosyl compounds
Source: RefSeq, a predicted model, not a curated record